Sphaeroforma arctica JP610 is the source of this 1222-nucleotide messenger RNA. RefSeq lists its product as hypothetical. NCBI's taxonomy places the organism in Eukaryota, Ichthyosporea, Ichthyophonida. Gene Ontology annotation, biological process: endoplasmic reticulum to Golgi vesicle-mediated transport. Gene Ontology annotation, cellular component: TRAPP complex. The coding region runs from base 51 to 317 and encodes 88 amino acids. The transcript has 3 exons. The record is from RefSeq and is a predicted model, not a curated record.
GGUUGUACGCUAUCACGCAAAAGAUUGCGCCGGUGAAGGCCUCAAGCGGGAUGGAGAUUCUUGAGACCAGCACCUUUAAGCUGCAAUGCUUCCAGACACUGACAGGUACCAAGUUUCUGGUAGUCACCGACCCCAAGCAGGCAAACCUAGACGCCGUACUGCGUGGACUAUAUGUACUGUACAGUGACUUUGCGCUGAAGAAUCCCUUCUAUUCCAUGGAGAACCCCAUCCGAUGUGAGCUGUUCGAUCAGGGAUUGGCAGAGUUCAUCGAGAGGACAUCGCAGUCUCCGUACGGCACUGUCCCACAACUUGGUUGAAGUACGAGGCAAACAACACACCUCGACGCGAGCAAUGCGGGAUUUAAUUUGUAUCGUACCAUACACGUAGGACUACACAUCAGCACACACAUGUGUAUCAACUACGUGCCCUAUAUAUUGUGAGAUCUAUGGCAAGAUCUAUCGCAGUAUCUGUAGGCUCACUACGAUAUAUUAACGCUUCAUAUUCGUAUAGGAUUACGUAUAGGAUUACGUAUUUGGAUUCUACGCCGUACAGAGGAGUGUGUGGUUCGUAGUGAUAUAGGUACGUAUCACCUAUGAGUGCGCAUAUGCGACUUCCGAGUUAUCUCACGAUUGCGGAGCGGGCACUACGGUCUGUCGCACCAAUAAGUGACGUGUACAAUACAUUUCUCAGCGGAUGGGCUAGUAGACAAUAGCAGGUACUGUGCUUGACUUCUUUGCAGGGUAUUUAAGCAAGCUGAAGUCGCGUCCUAAGUACAUUCGUGAAUGGAUACAACAAGCUACACUUAUGUACUUUAAAAUAGGGUUCUCAGAAGUUGGAGCCGUCAAUGGUAGUAGCUUUGCCACGACCACCACCAUGCACGCACGUAUGAUGAAGCAGAUGAAUCAGAAAUUCCGAAGUCUAUUUGUUUGCAUUUUGUACUUUUGUCCGGUAGUGCUAACUAUUCGGAUAGAUCUGCAAACCUAGAGGUUGUCCCAUGGUUUAUACCAGUGAUUCUAUCUCCCCAAUCAACGAGACACAAACUCAAACGUAAACGAUAAAAACUAUUCUUAGCUUGUUAUAUACGCUAUUGCUUAUUCUUACACACUCCCAUGGGGUUAAGAUAUGGUCAAUUCAGAAAGCCUAAGUGUUCCAGCAGAGUAGACGAUUUUCACUUCGCCACUGAAGUGGUAUUCAUGCUCGAUCAUAGUAAACAACAUUUGUC